AAGCAAACAGUGCCCAAGAACAAACUUGCCUUCUGAAACUUGUGCAUAUGCACUUCACCUGCGACUUACACUGCAGCAGAUGCUGAAGCUCUUUUCAUGGCGUUCUUCAGCUUCUCGCUCCCAAUUCUCAAACCUAAACCUCUCAUCUCCUCUAUCAGUUCCUAGUUCUUUGUUACUCUUCAACUUUCGUUCUAUAAACCAUUCUUCAACUCCAACUGACGACGACAUCUAUGACCCUCCCUUCUCCCCUACUCCCAAAACUGUAACUUCAAAGCCAAAGAGUCCUUCGAGAACACUAGAUUCUGUUAACGAUCAUAAGUUUCCUAUUCAAUCUGACCUUCCCUUUGAUUUCAGAUACUCAUACUCUGAAAGUGAUCCGUCGAUCCAACCGAUAGGGUUUCGAGAACCCCCUAGGUUCUCUCCUUUUGGUCCUGGGCGUCUUGAACGCAAAUGGAACGGGACUUCUGCUCCGGUGGAACUACCAGUAGAUCAAGAGAAAGUUUUGGAAGAGCGAAAUGCGGUGCUUGGGGAUCCCCUUACCGAAGAAGAAAUCGAAGAUCUUGUAGAGCGGUAUCGGCACAACGAUUGUGCCCGACAGAUCAAUUUAGGGAAGGGGGGAAUUACACACAACAUGUUGGAUGACAUCCACAACCAUUGGAAGAGAGCUGAAGCAGUGAGGAUCAAGUGUUUGGGAGUGCCUACGCUUGACAUGGAUAAUGUUUGCUUUCACUUUGAGGAUAAAACUGGAGGGAAGAUCAUCUACCGGAACAUAAAUAUCCUCCUUUUAUUCCGUGGUCGUAAUUAUGAUCCCAAUAACAGGCCUGUUAUCCCUUUGAUGCUGUGGAAGCCAUUGGCUCCAAUCUAUCCAAGGCUUGUGAAAAAUGUGGCUGAUGGCUUGACAUUUGAGGAAACUAAAGAAAUGAGAAACAAAGGAUUGAAUUCUCCCCCCUUGAUAAAACUCACAAGAAACGGAGUAUAUGUGAACGUAGUACCAAGAGUAAGAGAGGCCUUUAAGACUGAAGAGGUUGUCAGGUUAGAUUGCACCUAUGUAGAUACAAGUGACUGCAAGAAGAUUGGUGUGAAGCUAAGGGAUUUGGUGGCUUGUGUUCCCAUCUUGUUCAAGAAUGGGCAAAUAGUGCUUUGGAGAGGUAAAAAGGACGAUGACACCGAGUUUGUCAGUCAGUGACACAAACUUAUACUGCGACACAGAAAGAGUGUCAUUGGAAUCAUGUUUGAAGCUCAGCUGCAUCCAAGUUUGUUCUCACAGUAUGUUAGGAUUUGUGUGCAUCAAAGGUUCAGCUGUCCAAGAAAAAGUAGUAGUCAAGUAACCAACAUUUCCAGGUCCCUCUCUCGGGCAGGCUUGCAGUAUCUUGUACCCUGUGAUGUAGUCUCUAGCAUCUUAGAAAUGCUCCUCGUGUGUGGAUGUUUGAAGCUACUUGUGCUGCAUUUUUUGUUGCGAAUUGCCAUUGUAGGCUAUUUGGAUUUUGAUGCACAUUCGUGAUUCCUUGGAUUGAUUCUUAUUUAUGAAUUGUCACUUGUUUGGCAUAAAAUAGCUCACUUCUGAUCCUUCAGGCUAGCCUCCUUGGAUCGGUAAAAUUCUAACACACACAGCGGCUGAGGUUGUUUAUCAUUUCCCUGUAUGUCCUUUGUCCUAUCAGGUACUGUAAUCUUAGUAAAUGGUUUCAGGCAAAGUUGCAUCUGAUCUGGGAUUUUACAGUUUUAAUUAUCUGUAUGCUUGUUUCAUUUUUGGGAUUGCACCUAUUCAUCAUCAUCACAGUUUUUCAAUACAUCAAACUGAAUUAUGCUA
Messenger RNA from Macadamia integrifolia, 1807 nucleotides. RefSeq names its product CRS2-associated factor 2, mitochondrial-like. The transcript has 5 exons. Gene Ontology annotation, molecular function: RNA binding. The record is from RefSeq and is a predicted model, not a curated record. Bases 80 to 1186 code for a protein of 368 amino acids. Lineage: Eukaryota; Viridiplantae; Streptophyta; Magnoliopsida; Proteales; Proteaceae. Gene Ontology annotation, biological process: Group II intron splicing.